UCGGUGAUCAGUUUGCCCUCAAAACUACUUAUUCUCCUGUUGAUAUUCUUCGGUUUCAUGUGUGUAAUCUACUUGGUGGUCAUAAAAUCAGAUGAACAUGUCCCAAUAUGUGUCCUCAACUAUACAUCGGUCCUUGAUAAUCAGUUCAAAGAGAUAGGCUGUUAUCGACUCAAAUAUGAACAGGUUGGUCGUCUACAGCCAUCUCUGAAUCUACUAACUUGGCCACAGUUGGAAGCCAAAUAUGCAUCUUCUCAGCCAAGAGAUUACAUUGUGCUCAAUAACUCAGCAGAAAAUUCCGAUCUAAAACCUUUAUUUGGAUCACUUUACACUAGAUAUGAUGCAGCAUUAGCAAACGCUACAAAUGAAAACGUAUCAAAUGAAAAUAAUGAAAGUGAAAAAGUCACCGAAAAGCAAGGUUUGCCUAAAAUAUGGACUCCAAUGGGUUGUUCUACUAGUAUGUCAUCAGCUAUAAUCAUUCCAUAUCGUAAUCGAGAUGAACACCUACGCAUUGUAACAAAUCAUCUACAUGCGUUUAUAAGGCAUCAAAAAAUACCAUAUACCAUUUUCGUGAUUGAACAGACCGGAGAAACUAAAUUUAACCGUGGUGCUCUUUUAAAUGCUGGGUUUCUUGAGGUUUCAAAGUUGCAGGAGUAUAGCUGUUUCAUUUUACACGAUGUGGACAAACUGCCUGAAGAUGACCGUAUUACUUAUACGUGUAAUUCACGUCCGACGCACUUUUCCUCUGCACUUAGUCAGAACGCUUACAAAGUACUGUAUAGGGACUUUUUCGGUGGUGUUGUGGGAUUUACUCGUCAACAGUUUCUGGAAAUAAAUGGAUUUUCAAACCUAUAUGAAGGAUGGGGUGGUGAGGAUGAUGAUUUAUUGACUCGAGUUAGUCAAACCAAAAACGGGGUAUUUCGAAUCGGCCCAGAUAUUGGUCGUUAUUAUACACUGAGUCAUGCCACUGAUAAGUUGAAUGAAGUCAAUCCAGACCGCUUUACAUUAUUAAAGCACGCAUCUACACGUAUUAAAAGUGACGGACUGAAUACCUUGAACUACAGUGUUAUCUCCUCACAAACUAUGUACAACGGUUUACUUCAUUGGAUUGCCGUGGAUAUACCAUCAGUGAGGAAGAGUCAUUCAUAG
This is a messenger RNA of Trichobilharzia szidati, 1146 nucleotides long. Lineage: Eukaryota; Metazoa; Platyhelminthes; Trematoda; Strigeidida; Schistosomatidae. The record is from the annotation of a GenBank genome assembly.